This is a messenger RNA of Drosophila montana, 1593 nucleotides long. RefSeq names its product arrestin domain-containing protein 2-like. Gene Ontology annotation, biological process: protein transport. The coding region runs from base 206 to 1495 and encodes 429 amino acids. The transcript has a single exon. Lineage: Eukaryota; Metazoa; Arthropoda; Insecta; Diptera; Drosophilidae. The record is from RefSeq and is a predicted model, not a curated record. Gene Ontology annotation, cellular component: cytoplasm.
GGCAAAUGGAAAAAAAUAUGUGUUAGUCUCUUAAAUUCAAUAUGGUAUUUAAAAUUCAAACCACUUUUACGUCGUGUUCGUUCCAUUAAGGCUUUAAAACCGACUGUCUCCAGUUUUGUGUUAUUUAAUUAAUUAUAUAGUUUACAAUUUGUGAUACUUUUACUUUUGCAUUGGCUUGUCCAAGCUUCAUGCAAUUACUUUUAUAAUGUCCUCGUCGUGUGAGUUCAAAUUCGAUCGGGCCAAUGCAAUUUUCUACAGCGGCGAGAUAGUUACCGGGCGCAUUGUUUUGAAAACGUCUUCUAUCAAGUCUGUUAACAGGAUCUACAUACUGUUCCUAGGUCUGGCGAAGGUCAUUUUCGAAGAGCAACGUAGUGACACCACAUCUGGCAACGAAGUCAGGUACGAAAGGGUGACUUCUCAUGCCACAGAGAUGUACGUCAAGUCUCACACAAAUGUGUAUGAGAAAGGCAGACUGCCAGACGGUACGCAUACCUUUCCAUUCUCCAUACCGCUGCCGCUGGAGUGCCCCACAUCGUGUGUGGGAAAAUAUGGGAAGAUCUCCUAUGAGUUGUCACUCGUGAUGGAGCGUUUCUUGAGAUACAACAAUGUGUUCAUUCGGCCGCUGACCGUAUUGCAGACCUAUAAUCUUAACUUGCAUCCAGAAAUGUCCAUGCCGAUUGAGCAUGAGGCAAUCAGGAAAUUAUGCUGCUGGCCCUUUCGUUCGGGACCCAUAAAUUUACAUCUUGCAAUACCCUUUAGUGGCUAUGCGGCGGGUCAAACGAUAAACUAUAAAGUUCAUAUAGACAAUAUGUCGAAUCGGGAUGUUAAGGGUUUCUCAAUGACUCUGAUACAGAUAUACGAAUUCAGGAUUAGACAUGAAAGACGCAUAGUCUCUUCGUAUUAUCGCGGGGAAUUUGAACCGGAGGUUGUGGCUCCUGAGCACAAGCGCACGAUAAAAGGCCACUAUAUAAUACCAUCCCUACCGCCCACAUCCCUGGCAAAGCUCAUAAUACAAGUAUCAUACAUGAUCAGAUUGACUGUCCUGUUUAGCGGCUGGCAUAUGAAAUGGAAUAUUGAUGUGCCUAUUACAAUUGGCACCAUACCACUUACUCAAAGUGGUGAUCGCAAUGCACCAAAAGAAUAUAUACCAGAUAUAAAAGAUAUCCAACGACAUACAGUGGGAGAUCCACCACCUUCCUAUAAUGAACAUCAACCUUUGUUUGAGCAUUCAGCAUUUAUUGGGAAACUAUUUGUGGACCCCGAUGCAAAUGAGUACAAUCGCACCGAUGAUUUCCUUCCAAUGUAUCCCGUAUACAGAAACAUGCCGCUAACCAAGCCAACAAUAGAGGGGUCACAAACUGAAAUGGCGGCAUCGGAGGCUGCUCCCUCAGAGGUGACACCUGAGGCGUCACCUGAGGCGUCAUCUGAGGCGUCACCUGAGGCGUCAUCUGAGGUGACUCCAGAUACGGCUCCAAAAACACCGCCAAAAGAAUAGCCAAUCAUAUUAGAUUGCUAUAAAACCAUGUAUGAUGGAACCUAGAUGAUUCUUUAUCUAUAUCUGUUUAAAUAUACGAGUAUUUAAUACACUUACAA